AUGUCGCGCGCAGAAACAUAUCUGGCCCUAUGUCUUCUCGAUGCUAUCGAGGAUAAGUGCAUCGAUGGGAUGCGCGUGCUGCUUGAAAAACAUAAGGCGAACCCAAAUACCAUUGUGCUUGAGAAGGACGUCGCGCCGAUACAUCUGGUCAUCGGAGCCGACGAAUUGUGCUUUGCCGAAAAGGCGACGGCCUUGAUGCUACAAUAUGGUGGGAAUGCCAAUCUACCAACCUCGGUGCAGCUGGUGACACCGUUACAUGUGGCCGCCAAUCUGGGCCGAACAGGAAUCGUAAAGUUGCUACUGCAAGCCGGUGGAAUUGUGGAACACGUCGACGAUGAUGGAAGGACGCCGAUAGAGCACGCCAUCGAAGAGGGCCAUUUUGAGGUGGUGCAACUGUUGCAGAAUUAUAUUUUUGAACAGAAAAUGGAACAGAAGCGAAAAGGAUUGCAGCAAAAGCAGCAGCAUCUGGAGAAGAACUUAAUGCUGUCGCCCAGUAUGCGCCUAAGAAAAGGGUACGGAGAACGAAUGCCGCCAGGGAAAGCGCUACCGGUGCCCCAGGCACUGGACGAUAGCGCUUAUACACCGAAUAAAGAACACUACAACUUCGAUGUCACCAGUCCUUACUAUGUGAACAUAACGCACCGCCGCAAGAAUCGCUUUAAACCCCUAAAUAAGACUGUUAAUACAACGCUUUUUCCGGAUGAAUCCAUUACCAGUGAGCGCGAAAAUACUCCUCCCGCAGCAAUGGGAUCUUGCGAAGAGAUUGUGACUGCGACCCCACCCGUGACCGAACGCACCAAUCUCUUCGAGUUGACCGAGAGAAACCUACAAAAUUUUACGCGACAGGAAGAACCAGCGAGUGGACGCCGAAUGUCCUUCGUUGCGUGCUGGCGGGAAAAGGUAGCCGAAUUGCGCGAACGUGAUACCAUCAGUCGUAAAUUGGAUGAUAUAGACCGUAUGCUGAACCUUUUCUCUGAUAGCCUUGCGCAGCAUUCAUUCAUGGAUGCGGUAGAGGAAACAUUCAUCACAGCAACAGAACAGAGCAAGCGGGAACAGGUCUUGGAGUCAGAGCAUGAAUCCGUGUUUGAACUAGAAUGUGAACCAAGGCAGGCACCAGAGUUGGAUAAAACCAAAUCCGAAGACGAUCUAAAAGACGAACCUAUCGAUCCACAACCGAAAAAAGAUCACGAAAUCAUCGAAGAGAUACCGGCGACCGAUGAAAGUAUCGGAGAACAUAAUACCAGCAAUUUGGGCACAGUUAUUGUUCAAAUUAGUGAAGAAUACAUUCACACCGAUGACGAAGCUGGAGUAGUUUUUCGGGAGAAAAAAAUGACCACCGUUCCGAUUGCACAGACAGCAUUGGCUGUUCCGAAGGUGCAGAUUCUAUCUGAGGAAGGAGAGAUUGUUUUUACCACCAUAGGCAAGGGCCUUCCGAAUAGAAAUCCUUCACUAAGCAGUCAAUCUACAGCAGUGACGCUACCUCCGCUGGACUACGACACCGAUGCGCUACGAGUGGAACUGACCAACUUUGGCGAACCGCCAGGACCAAUCACGAAGGGCACAAAAAAAUUGUACCUUCGAAAGUUGAUAAAAUUUCGACGCCAUCCCGAACGUUUGGCCGCCAGAAGCGACACCGUAACACCAAACUAUUCCGUCGAGCUGAUGGCGACCGUACGGCGGGAGGACGUGUUUGCGAAAAUCAUCGACGACUACCAGCGGUUGGAGCAGGAAAUGGCGAACGAUUUUCAGUCAGUCAACCCCAAAGUGGCACGCACUCUUCGAGAGGGACACCUGAAGAAAAGCUUCAUCUAUCUACUGAUUGAUCCAUGCAUUAGCGACAACUUGCCCGCCCAACAGCAACACCUGGAGCCGCACGAACUCUGGAAACGGUUCCUGGCGUCGGUGUUCUACGUCGGAAAGGGAAAAAGCAGCCGCCCCUAUUGUCACCUUUACGAUGCUAUGAAACUGUACCAGCAGCGAGAUGAUGCCGUUGUCUGCCCGGUGGCCAGUGACGAAAAGAAUCCUUCCGAUGAACUGGUGGUCGAAGAGGAAGAAAUCAUUUUUCAGUUCGAGGAAGAGAAGGUCACGAACGAUGGACACAUUUCUGCUCGACACCGGAGACAGCAAGGGGCUAGAAUUGUCCGAAAACGACAGCUGGCGCCUGACAGCCGGAAGUUGAAUCGCAUCAUCGACGUUUGGGGCGCCGGAAAGGGUGUCGUUUGUCUGCACGUUUUUCACAACAUUAUGCCGGCAGAAGCGUACACACGGGAGGCGGCCAUCAUCGAUGCGAUCGGGCUUCCAAAUCUUACCAACCUCAAGCGGGGCGACUACUACGGCAAGAGCCUGUCAUGGCCGAUGAAACAACGGAAACACCUCGGCAUGCUGCUGCUCCGGAAAGCGUUGCUCAUCUAUUUGGCCGAAGGUGAAACGCAACUGCUUCCAAGCGAUCUGAUAUGA
Anopheles bellator is the source of this 2457-nucleotide messenger RNA. RefSeq lists its product as uncharacterized. The transcript has 2 exons. Gene Ontology annotation, molecular function: protein binding; endonuclease activity. The record is from RefSeq and is a predicted model, not a curated record. Lineage: Eukaryota; Metazoa; Arthropoda; Insecta; Diptera; Culicidae. The coding region runs from base 1 to 2457 and encodes 818 amino acids.